CCCUUUACUUUUUAUAUAUAAAGACUUAUCAGUUUAUCUUCCACUCAAAGCAUCACAAGCAUUGCAUCAAGCCAUGGACUGGUUUUCAUGGCUAUCAAAAACUCAUCUUAAACCUCCAUUCAUUCACGAAUACGCAGUAGCGUUCUCCCAAAAUCAACUCGAAGAAGACGAUAUCGCUUAUUUCAACCAUGAAUUCCUUCAAAGCAUGGGAAUCUCCAUAGCCAAACACAGGCUUGAGAUACUCAAGCUCGCAAAAGGCUCAUCUGCUUGGCACCCAAUUGCUAAAAUAAUGAUAGCCAUCAAGAAAACCAAAAGAACCUUGGGUAGUUACAUUAGAACAUGGGUGCACCACAAUGAUUCGGCUAUGAUCAGGGUGAAGAGAAGGAGUUACAGUUCAAGAUGGAAAGAGGCCAUGGCCAAGAGGAGCAACAGGUUGGUGAUGAACAGACGAGGCUCUGCAACUCUUUUGAUCAAUAAUGGCUACCCGCCGGUGGUUAAAUCCGGAGGCGCGAGAGUGAAUAGCUUAUCGAGUCCAUUGGUUUACGAUCUCCACUAUGACCAAGGGAAAACAGACGGCGGCGACGAUGAAGGAAAUUGCUUCACCGACGAUGAAGACGACGACGGCGAUGGUGGCAGAUAUUGGUCUGGUAGAGGUGUUGAAGAGAUCAAGUGGGAUGCUAUGUUCCACAACUUAAAACCCACUUAGAUCAAAUCGGAAAUUACACCGAAGAACACCCCUGAUUCUUGGCUAUCCGUUUGUAAUUCGUAAGGUGCUUGUUUAUUUUCUGACAUGAUCUUGAAACUACAUAAUCCAGUACGUAUUUAGGCCAGUUUUUCACGUAAUGAGGAAAUCAUGAUUUAGUGUAAAGUUACUUAAGAUAGUAUCAAUGGUGUCUAUUUUCCACUUAAAUGAGUUUCUUGGGAUGACUAAAUUGAAAUAUAAUGCAAUUAGAUA
Molecule: messenger RNA, 955 nt
Organism: Lactuca sativa (garden lettuce)
Lineage: Eukaryota; Viridiplantae; Streptophyta; Magnoliopsida; Asterales; Asteraceae
Molecular function (GO): protein binding
Source: RefSeq, a predicted model, not a curated record